GAAACGUGGGCAAAGCCAAAAGCGAGGCAAAAACCGACAAAUCCACAACAACGGCGGCCCAACAGCGGCACAGCCGCGGUUCAGCGAUAAUCACAAAAUAUUUCUCUGGGCCUCCGAACCCAAAAAGCGCGAAAAAUUUUGUCGGCUCCAAACCAACAAAUAUGCACACAACAAUGGCACAUUCGGAGCUGUCGCUGCUGAGGCUCUGCAGGGAGGAGAAUUUUGGAGCAGAUCUACAGAAGUCCAGGAAAAAAUGCAAUAACAACCAGCAGCGACGGGGACGACGGCGGACCUGGAGGGGGCCAGAUUUGGGGAAGAUCUUUGGAAUUUACGGGUCCAUCAGCCUGGCCGUUUUGGUGUUGACCAUUUGCAUGUCACACACGUCGACUACCGUGACUGCCAUUGAGAACAGCAACAGCAGCGCAUCCUCCACAGUCGUCAUGGUCGCGGUCACGCCGAGCAUCACACCCACAGGAUCGAGCAGCGGAAGCGGCGCCAUCGCCAGCGGCAGCACUAGCAUCACCACCGAAGCGCCCCCAGAACAGCAGCAGCCGCAGGGCCAAUGCCUGCUGGACGGGCUAUGGGUGCCAGAGACGACGGUGCACUGUGAGAAGCAUACAAGCUGCCGCGCCAUCCAGCGGACCGGCCACUGUUGUCCCGAUUAUAAAUGCGAUUGCGAAAAGGAUGGAAAAACUUAUGCCAAUGGUUAUAAAUUGGUGGAUCCGGAUACCCCAUGCACUGUCUGCUACUGCAAAGGCGGCGAAAUCGUUUGCAGCUCAGUGACCUGUUUCCGGCGGGACGACUGCUUGCCCAAAUACGUGCCCGGCCGCUGCUGCCCCGAGUACGACAAUUGUCCGAUUCUGGACAACAAUCCGCCGUUGUCCAGCGAGACGAGCAGCACAACCACGUCCACCCAGAAGCCGGCGGUCAUGGCUCCGUCCGCUGGCUUCAACUGGAACAUUACCAUCAAGGAGAUCACCAAGCCAUCUGAGAUUCGGAUUACCGACGAUAGCAAGGCUAAGCCGGCUGUUCCUACCAGAAAGUCGGUCGGUACAGGUACAGGUACAGUGCUUACCACCGAGGGAGCACUGCCAUCAGCAACAAUGGCGAGUUCCGUUGCGAGUACAACAGCAACACCAACAGCAGCAGCAACACCAACAGCAGCAGCAACAACAACAACAACACAAGCAACAGAAACAUCAACGACAACUGAAGCAAUAUCCGCAAACGCACCAACACCAACACCAACAACUGUCGUGAUAUCCACUGACGCCGCGACAACACCAACGACGUUGAGAGAGUUGGUGCCGCUUAGCCAAGACACAACCCCGAAAGCACUUCCAGGCACUUCCAGCAGCGAGAGCUUAAAGCUUGUUGCCGCCUCGGUGGGUUACAUAGAGCGACCUCAUGCCCAGAAUGGCAACGACGUGGAGCAGAAUAUAAAGCCGCUCGUCAGCUACAAUGCCGAUGGCCUUAUGCCACUCGCCCAAAACGAUCCCAGCAAGGUCAGCUUUAAACGGGAGUUUACCACAGAGAGGGCCACGCCGAGUACCCAAGGAUACGAAGAAUCUGGAGCUGGUCGUGCGGAGUCCGUGUUUAUACAAAAUGGCUUUGGCGAUGCCUUGGCUGAGAUACCCGACGGGGAACUGGAGCCGGACACAGCGGGCAGUGACAACAUCUACCACAUAAUCUCCACCACUGAAGGUCCAAGCUCUGGGAUUAUCGCAAGGACGGAUUCGAACUCACCAAUGCCAGGAACCAUCACCAUCACCGGGAAUAACAGCACCAGCGCCAAACCAGAGACGGAAAUGAGUACGGAGGGCCCCGGUAGUAGCAGUGAGAUGCCUCUCAUAAGCUCCACCCAACACAUGGAUACGGAUGAGGAUGUGCCACAAGUCGAGUCCAAUCCGGCGUACCCCUCGCUGCCAGAAGACGAUUUCAGCUUGCGAGACGUGAACUUUCCCUUGGUUGACCUGGAGGAUGCAGUAGAUUCUUACACCAAGGACGAGCCGAGGAGUAUACCGAGUCCCUUCGAAGCGGUCAACAAACACACUAAAGUGGUGCAAGAGUCAGCUGUGGAUGGCAGUGGAAGCGGAAGUGGCAGUGGGGACAUGGAGACGUAUCCCGAGGGAUCUUCGACACCCGACCACGGUCUGAUGACUGCCCCCUUCAGCAAGGGGAGUAGCUCGAUGGUGCCCCUCCUGAUGUACAGUGCAGAGGACAAUUCUGGGGAAACGCGCAUUCAGAACGCGAGUGAUUUGCUACUGGAGAAUAUUGGCCGCAGGCAGAAAGAGAGUGAGACAAGCGAAGAGCUGGAAACUCUGGGGGGAGUGAUGGGAAGAGGCUCCGGUAGCAGUAGUGGGGAAAUCAAAGAACCCACCACACCGCGAUCCAUUCCAAUCACUGGCUUGGACAUCGACGAGCUGGGCUCCGGUGCAGGCCAGCUACAGACAUCGGGCGGUUUGGAUCCCAAGGCCGAUGCCGAGAGCCUCAAGUUCGACGAGAGCCAAGAGACUAUAGCCAAGACGACCUCAGUAGACAAAGAGUCGGCGCGUGCCGAAAAAAGCUUAGUGGAGCGGGCACUGCCCCUGGGACGGCUCUACCUUCAGCGGAUCUACUGAACAGCACCUAGCGGGGUCUGAACUGAACCGAAAAACAAACCUUUUGUAUAUACGUAUAUUUGUAUAUGCCUAGUAUCUUGGAAACAACGAAAAUCCAACUAUUGAAGUGAUCGAGUGUUAGGUCUAAGUAGUCAGAAAGGGAGUAGGGAGAAAAAGAGUUCUUCUGGAAGCUACAAUAUCCAUAGACUGCAUAAAACGUGUGUAAUGAUAAUGAACAUACACCAUCUGAAUCUAUCAACAUUAAAAACAUAAAACAAUAUCUUACGAUUAGCAAAGCUGGGCUCUCCAAAUGCAAUAAAUUAAUGUCUCUCUAUUGGUUUAGAACUCGAUGCGCAAAGGAAAGCAAUACGAACAGGUAUCGCUAAGAUAUAUGAGUAUCUCUUAUUUAUACGUACAGCCUAAGUGCACAUAAGCAUUCAAUCAUUAGCACCACGCCCACAAUCGAAAUUCAUCGCAUAAGUCGCAAUUUUUAACUUGUUUUAUCUCAUCCUGAAUUUAUUUAAUUUGUAACUUAUUUCUUAACGAAAUUAUGGAAAUGAUUUAAAAACGGAAAGCCGAAUGAUGUGAUUUAUUUGCUCUAAAGGUGAUUUAUUUUAAAAUGCAAAGGCAAAUUAGAUAGUCCUCUUCGAUUUGAAAAGCUUUUAAGUUUAGACUGAAUAUGAAAAGGUUUUAAUUUACAGCAACUUACAUGUACACCUACUUUAACCAUAAUUUAUAUACCCACAGAAUUUAAUUAAUUUAAACUUGGCAUGACAUCUGGAAAUUUUAGAGUUCGUUUCCAACGCUCGCCUGAAUUUAAAAACUAUAAUAAUAAUAACUUUAAACUAACGAGAAAGCAAAGUGUCAAAAUGAUAAUUCAGUCAUUUUUUAUUUAGUCCUACAUAUCUACAUACUUACGUACAUAUACAUUUAAAUAUAACUUAUUUAAGCGAUGAUCCCACACACACACACACACACACACACAGUUUUUUGAGAUACAGUAAACCAUAUUAUAGAAAUACUUUAACUAGUGUAAAUUUAGUUUCAAGUCCGUUUUCAAAUGUAUGAAUUAUACAAAAAAAAUAAACGAGAAAAUAAAUAAUGAU
This is a messenger RNA of Drosophila obscura, 3706 nucleotides long. Its product is annotated as mucin-5AC. Lineage: Eukaryota; Metazoa; Arthropoda; Insecta; Diptera; Drosophilidae. Gene Ontology annotation, molecular function: protein binding. The record is from RefSeq and is a predicted model, not a curated record.